Messenger RNA from Caenorhabditis elegans, 1476 nucleotides. RefSeq names its product C-type lectin domain-containing protein (gene clec-169). The record is from RefSeq and is marked reviewed. Gene Ontology annotation, molecular function: carbohydrate binding. NCBI's taxonomy places the organism in Eukaryota, Metazoa, Nematoda, Chromadorea, Rhabditida, Rhabditidae.
AAAUGCUUCUCCAAUUGUUUCUUCUUGUUUUUUUCGCUUCAUAUGCGAAGAGUGAGUGUAUGGUCAAUAGCGAUAAAGAAUUCGAAGGAUCAUGCUUCACGUUCUACAGUCAACAGUUGAAUUUCACUGAUGCCCGGAAUUGGUGUCAUAACAAGAAUCCGGCGGGUCCAUCCUAUUUGGCAUAUGUUCCUGAUCAGAUUACCGCCAAUUUCUUAGCUACCAGGGCCAGCCACGAAUAUGGACUUGGAUUCGGAAGAUUUUGGAUUGGGCUGAGCCGCAACAGUUCGACCAGUCCAUACGCCUGGGACAACGGGAAGCCAGUAACUUAUACCAAUUUCGGCACCACUGAACUGGAUCAGAACUACAUUUUUGAAGAUAUGGGCACAUCAAGAUGGGGUUCAUAUAAAAACAGUAGCCUAACCUGGUUUGUGUGCAGUUAUGCGGCUACUCCUGCACCAACUAUUUCACCAGAAGACAACUCGUGCAAACCAGGGAAAAAAGUAACGCUCCUAUUCGCUUACUCAAACGAUUUCGAUUCGGCAACUGUGAGAAGUACAUGGUACCAAGGCUUUUUAACUUUCACUGACGACUAUGCAGGUUAUGCAAUUGUCAGAUUUGACGUGAACACUGGUCAAGAGGGCAUUGCUUACUUUACGGAUCUUGAUAAUGCAACGUCAUAUGUGUUCUCCCACCUUCCUGAUUCAAACUUGAGAUUUGGUGAUAACACAACAGGUAGCGACAGCUUGGAAAUUAUUGAGAAGUUCUAUAACAACAACAGUAAACAAUAUUCUGUCUGUGGAUCCAGAUGCGUCAUUCUUGAAAAGCGCUACUCGAACAGAUUGGACAUAUCGAAAACAGUAUCAACUGUGAGAAAACAUUACGGAAUGGUUCAUGCAUUUUCAUCUGUUGAUCCGUCAGGAGGAACGCAGUCCAAAGCAAUUUACAAUCUCACAUCUAAAACAAAUGGCGUGUGUAACUUUGGAAAAGACUCGAAAUUUGCAGAUUUUACGGAGGAGUACCAAUUCUUCUCUGCUCCAUAUCCAAUGUACUGUGCGAACCCGGUUGUUUCUGGACAAAACACGGCGGUAUUGCCGUCAAUGAAUGUUAAUACUGAAUGUUUUCUGUAUUGGACACUUGUAACUGUGCAAGAUCAUGGUCCUCCAGAUUCAUUCCAAUCAUUCGAUCUAAAGUGGUCAAAUGAAAAAAGUGGCGGUGACGACUGGUACAUCUCCUCGAAGAGUCUCUUUGGUGUUCACGGCGACCAAUCAUACUACUUUGACCUGGGUAGUUAUAGCAUGCAGCUGCAGUAUAACUAUACUUCUGCUGUAGAGCAAACAAUUCAAGUCAGGGUGUACAUGAACAGUGCUCCAAAGGAUUGGCUGCCGUAUUGCGACUAACAUUUUAAUGCCGAAUUUUCUUGUUUUUAAAUAAUUUUGGAACAUGGAAAAAGUGAAUAAUAAAUUUGUUCCAACACCC